This is a messenger RNA of Brassica oleracea var. oleracea, 420 nucleotides long. RefSeq names its product late seed maturation protein P8B6-like. The coding region runs from base 23 to 289 and encodes 88 amino acids. Gene Ontology annotation, cellular component: cytosol. The record is from RefSeq and is a predicted model, not a curated record. Gene Ontology annotation, biological process: response to abscisic acid. The transcript is spliced from 2 exons. NCBI's taxonomy places the organism in Eukaryota, Viridiplantae, Streptophyta, Magnoliopsida, Brassicales, Brassicaceae.
CUUUUGCUACAUUUUAAGAGCUAUGGCGUCUCAACAGGAGAAGAAACAGCUAGACGAGAGGGCCAAGAAGGGAGAAACGGUCGUGCAAGGUGGCACUGGAGGCAAAAGCUUCGAAGCUCAACAGCAUCUUGCUGAAGGGAGGAGCCGAGGAGGCACUACACGGAAAGAGCAGUUAGGAACUGAAGGAUAUCAACAGAUGGGACGCAAAGGAGGUACUAGAACUGGAAAGGCUGACGAUGAAGAUGAAGGAGAGGAGAUGGAUGAACCCACAUCCAGGACCAGGACUUAAUCUAAAAGGCUCUCGAUGGAUGUGUAAUAAAAAUCCUAUGUCAAAUAUUUCCAUGUAGAAGGCGUGUUUGGUUUCUUGUAAUAAGUUCAUCUUUGGUUCACAAGAUGAUAAUGACCAUGUUUGUAUGUUUU